GAUCGCCMUACAGUCAUAGGGUUGUUGACGAUUUAGUCAUAAUUGUAGAAUUCAAAACAAUCGGUUUCUAGGUUGUAACAUUUCUCUCGCAUCUUCAAGUCAAAAAGGCAAUAAGAUGCGAAUAGUUAUCUCAACUCUAGCCGUAUUGCUGGCCUUCCAGGCUUGCUUUACACUAGGAAAAGUUCACCACAAGCAUCACAAAAGAUCACUUGGAACYCUCGACAUGACGAAAACUGAUAAAUGCGAAGACCACGAGUACUGCAGUAAAUACACACAAAUGGACUGCGCAAGCUCUUUCUUAAAACUCAACUGUAAAAAGCUAUGUGGACUUUGCGAAGGCCACAAAAAGAUCAACCUUCCCAUGGUUCUUUACUURAAGAAACACGCAGGACAAAAAACACGCGUGGAACGAAGUGCUAAACCUGUAGACACCUCAAAUUGGCCAGUAAAUGAACAAAAACUCUUUGAUUAUAAGGGAAAUUAUAAUCAUUGGACGUUCCAAUUCAACGACAAGCACCCAUUUACAUCGAAAAUACCAGAACCAUUAAAACCUGCAGACAAUGCCCAACAGAACGGAACUCCACAGCAGCAGAACAAUGAUGCAAACCWGGCUGCACCAGCACAACAGACACAACAACAACCUGAACAACAAACACAACAACCUUAUCAACAACAACAACAACAACAGGCUGCCUAUCCCGCUCAACAACAGAACACAUACCAGCCACAGACUUCCGCUCCACAACCAGCAGCCGCUCCAGCACCAGCAGCACAGGCAGCCCAGCCCGCUCAACCAGCWYCACAGGCAGCUCAACCCGCUCAACCUGCAGUCGAACAGCAGCAAACACAACAACAGCAGCAACAACAGGAUGUCCCAGCUUURAGAAUUCCAGCCAAUGCCUUCAAACUCGCUGACCAGGGCAAAGACGUAUACAUUAACGUUCCACAAAACGGUCAGACAAACAACAUUAUGAACCAAGCACUCAACGACCAACUACAAGCCGARAAAGAYAAACUCAAGGAUGAGAAAGAAUGUACUACCAAGAUGUGCUURAACUAUAAACCUGUUAAAGUCCCAUGCCCCAAGGGACGGGAAUGCAACUGGAAAGGACCUAACGCUCCUCAAAUCAAUGAAACUUUUAUGGUGUACUGUGAUGACAAGUUCCCAAACUGUGGCGUKCUUCGUUCUUCUUGUAACGAGUCCUGGCUUCAAAUUUACUGUCCAAAGCGAUGUGGAAUCUGUAAACCAAACGAUUCACAGCCACAGGCCGCCCAACCAUCACCCAUUGCUGAAGACGAAGGCAACAAAGUGUAUCCUAGCAACGUCUCUGAGCUUAACGACGAACCCAAUGUUAACAUCCAAUCAGAGCUCGUCGCCCCAGAACCCUCCGAUAAACCACAGCGAGCCCGGUACACUCUUCAUGUCAAACCUAAGCUGAAGAAUGGCGUUCCCCAGCAACAACAGAUCUUUAUUAUGCCACCUAACAUUAAAGCAGGCAGCAACAUUAAACCUUUAGUCAUUCUAAAACAGAAAGUUACUAAACCAAUGGUAGAGAACAUCGAGAUUGAUGUUCCACCAAAGGGUAUCGAGUAUAGCGAUGAACCAAAGGUCGAGGUCAUUGAGGGAUCAAAUCACGAGACUCUACAGGUUUCCCAGGGCAAAGCUGAUCUUACAAAGGCAGAAGCUGACCUUGCUCAGAAGAAUGCUGCUGCACAAGCUCCUGAAGCCCCAGCUGCUCAAGCCCCAGCCCCCGUUGCAGCUGUAGCUAGCCAACAGGCUGCCCCUGCUGCCGAUGCUACAGCCCCGGCCCCAGCCCCGGCACCUGCUGCUGAUGCCACUGCAGCUCCAGCCCCAGCCCCUGCUGCCGAUGCUUCUGCAGCUCCAGCACCAGCCCCUGCUGCCGAUGCUUAUGCAGCUCCUGCACCAGCUCCAGCCCCUGCUGCCGAUGCUUAUGCAGCUCCAGCACCAGCUCCAGCCCCUGCUGCUGAUGCCACUGCAGCUCAAGCACCAGCUCCAGCCCCUGCUGCCGAUGCUUCUGCAGCUCCAGCACCAGCCCCAGCCCCAGCAAGCACUGAAACCUCACAGUAUAAUACCCAGGCACAAGGAUACCCAGACAACACUCAAACCCAAGCUCAAACACAACAGACACAGGGAUACCAAGACAACACACAAACCCAGACUCAAGGAUACCAAGAUAAUACCCAGACCCAGGCUGCUCAGACCCAGUCUACUCAGGACCAGACAGCUCAGAGCUAUCAGCAGCCAUCGUACGACCAGAGUCAACAAGCUGCAGCUCCAACUGCAGCACCAACAGCCGCCCCCGCAGCAUACCCAGCACAGGAUACCCAACAAACAUCUAACCAAUGUGUAGACGACAGCCUCUGUGCAUCAUAUCCUAAAGACAGAUGCUCAGAGAACUGGUUACAGAAUAACUGUAAGAAAAUGUGCAACUUAUGUUAAGAUGGUUAACUUAUUCGCUUUAUUAACAACAAUACUAUAUCGCAAGAAGAUACAAGCCACAUCACACAUCCCCACACUGGACGAAGGACAAAGAAUCCUGAACUACCAUAAACAUGUAGUUAUAUUUAUAUCACGAGAAAUAAGCCAUCAAUUCGUCCUUGUGGAAACAUUACACUGUAUAAAAAUCGCUUUGUUCUUUAAAAAUUUAGUUUUAAUGGYUGUUUGGUAUUGAUUUAUUAUUUUGAUCAUUUGUGCGAUACGUGGUUGUUCUCUUAUCAUUUUAUGUCUUAUUACAGUUCUAAUAAAACAUAAAAAACUGCA
This is a messenger RNA of Exaiptasia diaphana, 2782 nucleotides long. Its product is annotated as fibrous sheath CABYR-binding protein. Lineage: Eukaryota; Metazoa; Cnidaria; Anthozoa; Actiniaria; Aiptasiidae. The record is from RefSeq and is a predicted model, not a curated record. The transcript is spliced from 12 exons. The coding region runs from base 116 to 2461 and encodes 781 amino acids.